Molecule: messenger RNA, 3191 nt
Organism: Sceloporus undulatus (fence lizard)
Lineage: Eukaryota; Metazoa; Chordata; Lepidosauria; Squamata; Phrynosomatidae
Gene: SLC2A8
Product: solute carrier family 2 member 8
Exons: 11
Coding region: 152-1648 (498 amino acids)
Biological process (GO): transmembrane transport
Cellular component (GO): membrane
Molecular function (GO): transmembrane transporter activity
Source: RefSeq, a predicted model, not a curated record
CCGCUCUUGCGUAUUUAGUUCCGCCUUGCAGCUGAUGGAUUAGGAAGCCGUGCUUUGGUUUUAAAGGAGAGAAACAGGGAUCAAAAACAGGAAAAAGGAGAUCUUCAUCGAACGUUUCCUGGAUAGCAUUGCUCUUGGCUUCGCAGGAAAGAUGCCUUCGGAGGAAUCCAGGCCGCUUUUGGGCACGGCUGCGUCCGAGACAUGGCUGCCUGCGGAUGAGAGGUCCUCGCAACUGGAGAGUUAUUUCAGCAAGGUCCAAAACCGGAAUCUCUACCUGGCUACGUUCGCCGCUGUUUUGGGGCCGCUGAGCUUUGGGUUUGUCCUGGGCUACAGCUCCCCAGCCAUCCCCAGCCUGAAGAGAGGCAACAAUCCAGAACUAAGACUGGAGGACAGCCAAGCCUCUUGGUUUGGGUCUGUUGUCACUCUUGGUGCUGCAGCCGGUGGGAUUCUGGGAGGUUACAUUGUGGAUAAACUUGGCCGGAAGCUUAGCCUGAUGUUCUGCGCCGUCCCAUACGUUUUCGGCUUCGCCAUCAUCAUCUCUGCUCAGAACGUCUGGAUGCUUUACUUGGGCCGGCUACUGAGCGGCUUGGCUAGUGGUGUCACGUCCCUAGUGGUUCCGGUAUAUAUUUCUGAAAUCGCUCACUCCAAGGUUCGUGGAAUGCUUGGUUCCUGUGUCCAACUGAUGGUGGUGACAGGCAUCUUGGGAGCGUAUGUGGCUGGUAUGGCUCUGGAAUGGCAGUGGCUGGCGGUGCUGUGCUCUCUCCCGCCCUGCCUCAUGUUGGGGCUCAUGGCUUUCAUGCCCGAGACGCCCCGUUUCCUACUAAGCCAGAACCAACAGACAGAAGCCAUCGCCUCACUCCAGUUCCUGCGGGGUCCUCUGGUGGACCAUGAGUGGGAAUGCCAACAGAUCGAAGAAAAUACUAGUGAACAGGAGAAGCUGAGCCUUGCUGAAUUCAAGAACCCGGCCAUUUACAAGCCCUUCCUCAUUGGCGUCACCAUGAUGUUCUUCCAGCAAGUGUCGGGUAUCAAUGCCAUCAUGUUCUAUGCGAAAACCAUAUUCGAAGAGGCCAACUUCAAAAACAGUGGUGCUGCUUCUGUCAUUGUGGGGUCCAUCCAAGUCUUUUUCACAGCAGUCGCAGCCCUUAUUAUUGACAGAACAGGACGGAAGGUCCUCCUAGUUAUAUCAGGGUUCAUCAUGGCAGCCAGUGCUGCAGUGUUUGGAGUGUAUUUCAAAAUGACGCUUCCGAGUCCUGGCAAUUCCUCUCAUAUCCAACUGCUGAACUCUCCCCUGAGUCUUGCCCUCAUGGAAGAACACAGCCUGGCAUGGCUGGCCGUCCUGAGCCUCGGUCUCUUCAUCAUGGGCUUUGCCUUGGGAUGGGGUCCAAUCCCAUGGCUGGUGAUGUCUGAAAUAUUCCCUCUCCGCGCUCGAGGGGUUGCCAGCGGGGCCUGCGUCUUGACCAACUGGCUGAUGGCUUUUCUGAUCACCAAGGAGUUUCACGACUUUAUGGUUCUGUUAACACCUUAUGGCACUUUCUGGUUGUUCUCCACCACCUGUCUCCUCAACGUCUUUUUUACCAUCCUCUGUGUCCCCGAAACAAGAGGAAAGAGCCUAGAAGAGAUAGAAGCUUAUUUUCAGAGAUCCCAUUAACUGUUUGCAACUGUGAGGGAAACCUUGCCAUCCUUUCUGGGACUUUGUUAAGGUGAUGGUGGCGGAGUUGGCAGGUGGAACCGAAAUAAUUCCGUUUUCAAGAUAAGUGCAAAUGAGCCACAGGUUUCAUCCUGGUCAUCUUCUCACUCGUCACUACGAUUGGGAAAGCGGGGGCAAAAUGGACAUACAUUGCCCUAGGAACUUUUGCCACAUUACAGUAUUACAAAACAGCACAAAAGCUACGUUUUCUGAAAUAAUCAGCCAGUAAUCUUGCCUUUCUUUUCCUCUCCGUGUUCGGGCACAAUGUUUUUAAACUUCGAUUUCUCUGUUCCAUAACCACGGGGGCUUUCAUCACCCAGGAUGGUGGGUCAAUGCUGCCUUAAAACAUAAGAGUCUAAGAGAGAAGGAUGGCAACUGUUCAUAGAAUCCAUCUUUGCUAUACAGACACCCAAAGGGAUGGGUUGUUAGGAAUGGUGGGAAUUUUAGUCCAGCACAUCAAGAAGACACUGGUUUAGGGGAAGAUCUAGACCUCUUACAUGUGUUGGUAAAUGCCGGGAGAAGGCUGGACACUUCUUCACUCGCCCUCCUUCUCUCCAGCACCUUGGAAAACCCUAAGUUGAUGACACUGCCUGGCAUCUAAGGUGGGGUUUGGGGAGUUAACUUGGAAGAUAUAGCUACAGAAGACAGCUCCAUCAUUGUAGCUGUGUCUUCCAAUGCAGAUCUCAGGCCUUGUCUCUAGUGCCACCUCAUGCCACCCCGCACUUUCUUUUGCUUGUAAUGUUGUUUACAGUGUUUGUUUCAGUGCUCCAGGGGAAGACUUUGGAUCAUUUGAAUGGCAAAGUGCCCAUGAUGUGAGCUGAUCAGGAGAGAACAAGGAUACACAUAAGCUAUACACUGUGCUCUCUGCCACUCUGCCUCAUGUUGGGGCUCAUGGCUUUCAUGCCUGACACAUCCUUCCCCUCUCCUUUUCACAUUGCAGGGUGGUGUACCAGUCUAUUUUCUUCUCCCGUUUGAAAAAGAAAUAGUUCCAAAACCUUUCUGUGCCUGAAAUGAUACUGUAAUUCUGUUAGAGACAAUUAAUACAAAAUGGUGGUGACACUGGAGCUGAUCACACCAGAAGUGUGGUUUCCUGUAGUUAUCAUGUUGCCGGUCCAGGCUUUGUGGUCACAGGGUGUCACUCAGAGAUCUGCAUGGCAAAGUGAAUGUGAUUUUUAUUUUGGGCUCAGCAUAUCACUGCUCUCAAUUUAGCUUGUCAAGUUUUAGCAACAUGAUUCAAAAGACUGCAUUCCACUUCAUUCCCUGCCCCACAGUGGUUCCAUGCAAAAAGGCGUGUUUAGUGGCAGGGAAUGGAUCACAACCAAUGGUUUAUAUGACUCAAAAAGCUUCUGUAGCACACUUUGGUUCACGACUUACUUGUGAUUGAGACGAUGGUUAGUACUAUUACUUUUCUAGAACAAGGAACUCCUCAAAAUGGUGUGGAGGUGUAUUCCCUCCAUCUCCAGAAUGCUGCUAUAUACAAUAAACACUACUGAUUCCAAUUUGA